Messenger RNA from Symbiodinium pilosum, 351 nucleotides. The record is from the annotation of a GenBank genome assembly. NCBI's taxonomy places the organism in Eukaryota, Dinophyceae, Suessiales, Symbiodiniaceae.
GACACCGGCGAUGCCAACUGGGAGACUACCCACGUCACCUUUGACCACGGCGGCAACGUGCCCUACAUUGAGGGCCAGUCCAUCGGUGUCAUUGCUCCAGGACCUGACAAGAAGGGAGAAACUCCGGCAAGGAUCCGCCUGUACUCCAUCGCUUCCUCCGCCGUGGGCGAUGAUGAGACCUCCAAGACCGUCUCGCUUUGCGUGAAGCGCGUUGUUGAGGUGGACGGCACCCAUUCCAACCGUGAUGUCGGUGAGGACAAGCCGGACAAGGCAGGCACCGCCUUCCCGGACAACAAGGUCUACCGAGGUGUGUGCUCCAACCACAUUUGUGACCUGAGCGUGGGCGACGAU